Molecule: messenger RNA, 1258 nt
Organism: Lactuca sativa (garden lettuce)
Lineage: Eukaryota; Viridiplantae; Streptophyta; Magnoliopsida; Asterales; Asteraceae
Product: strigolactones hydrolase CXE15
Molecular function (GO): hydrolase activity
Source: RefSeq, a predicted model, not a curated record
UGAGAAUGAAUAUGUCAUACGUAACCGACAAACAAAUGUGAAGAAUUUACGCCAUCGUUUUCUUGUCUUUUGUAUUGUUUUCAUCUUCUAGAACUUUUCCAUAAAAGCGAAUUCAACAGAAAACCACUCCAGUCCUACUACCAUGGCGAAAGUGGAGGUCGACGAGUGUCGAGGGGUGCUCAAAGUUUACAGUGAUGGAUCAAUAUGGCGAUCAACUGAACCGAGCUUUCGAGUCUCUGUGGUUGACGAUGGUUCGGUGCUCUGGAAAGACGUUCAGUUUGAUCAACAAAACAACCUCCACCUCCGUCUUUACAAACCGGCUUCCGCUGUGGUCAAAAAGCUACCGGUGUUUUACUACAUCCACGGCGGUGGUUUCUGCAUCGGGUCACGAACAUGGCCAAACUGUCAGAACUACUGUUUUAAACUGGCUCUGGCUUUACAAGCUGUAAUUGUGGCUCCUGAUUACCGGUUAGCCCCUGAGAACCGGCUUCCGUUGGCGGUGGAGGAUGGGUUCACUUCCGUGAAGUGGCUCCAAUCGCAGGCGGUGGCAGCUGAGCCUGACCCAUGGCUGGUUGACUCGGCAGACUUUACACGUGUCUUCAUCUCCGGUGACUCUGCUGGUGGUAACAUUGCUCAUAAUAUGGCGGUUCGGUUGAGGGCUGGUUCCAAGAGCUUGGAACCGGUUCAGGUUAAAGGCUAUGUUCUCUUGGCACCCUUUUUUGGUGGGACCCAGUUAACGGAAUCCGAGGCUCAUGGUCCUAAAGACGCUUUCUUGAAUUGGGAACUCAUCGAUAGGUUUUGGAGGUUAUCGAUUCCGGUUGGGGACACCAUGGACCAUCCUCUAGUGAACCCGUUUGGACCGGUUAGCUUGGAUCUUGAACCGGUGGAGUUGGACCCAAUGUUGGUGGUUUGUGGGGGUGCUGACCUAUUGAAGGACAGAGCUAAAGACUACGCAGAAAGAUUGAAGAAGUUGGGAAAAAAGGUGGAGUACGCAGAAUUUGAAGGUCAGCAACAUGGGUUCUUCACCAUAGAUCCAGAUUCACAAGUAUCCAAGGAAUUGAUGGAGAUAAUUAAAGACUUCAUCAAACAGUAUUCCAUUUAAUGAUUGUAUGCCUGUGGAAAGUUUGUAAAAGUUUCCAUCCUUAUGAUAAAAUUGAAAGGACGAAUGUGGAAUUAGUAAUGAGUUUGUGUGAUUUAGCGAUUCUGUGUAGAAUAAGUGAAUGAAAAAUGAUUUUAAUAGAUAUCAUUUUUAGCUUUC